AUGGCAAAAAUAACUAAUGGCAAACUAGCAAGUGAAGUUAGUUUAGCAGGAGGUUUGGGCUUUUUACAGACUGGAUAUUUGUCUUAUGAAGAAUUCGAAAAAGAAUUAAAAACGGCUCACGAAUUAUUACAACCUCACAUUAAACCAACUAAUGGCAACUUACCAAUUGGAAUAGGAUUUAUGACAUUCGCAUUAGACUCUCAAUUAUCAUUACCUUUUUCCAGAUCAGUCCUUCAUUUAUCUCUCUCUUAUAAACCAAUAGCUAUUUGGUUUUCAUUUGGUGAUUUUGAAAAAUAUGUUAUCAUAGUACGUUCAUUAUCUCCUAAUACGAAAAUUUUUGCUCAAGUACAGACUAUAGAACAAGCAAUAUAUGCAUAUAAUAACGAAGCAGACGUGAUUGUCGUGCAAGGAAAUGAAAGUGGUGGUCAUGGAUUAAUGAAUAAUUCAUCUACAUCAACUUUAAUACCUGAAACUAUUGAUCAAUUAAAUCAAAUAUAUUCGUCCAGGGGUAUCAAUGAUGAGAAACUGAAAAGGCCAAUUGUGUUAGCUGCAGGAGGAAUUUCUGAUGGCAGAGGUUUGGCAUCAAUCUUAAUGCUUGGUGGAGAUGGGGUUGUAAUGGGUACAAGAUUUGUAGUUAGUAAAGAAUCUUCUAGUCAUCAAAAUGCUAAACAGUGUAUUAUCGACACUAAUGAUGGAGGUAAAAAUACUGUUAGAACGCAAUUAUUUGAUAAAUUACAAGAAAAGAAUGUUUGGGAUUCUCAAUGGGACGGUAGAGCGAUUAAAAAUAAGACUGUCGAAGAAUGGGAAAAAUUGGCUGAUGAAGAGGAUGGCAUCAAUGAAAGAAAAAGGAUUUAUAAAGAAGCUACUUUAGAAAAAGAUUAUUCUAGAGCGGUCAUUUAUGCCGGUACUGGCAUCGGAUUAAUUCACAAUGAAUUAUCCGUUAAAGAAAUUGUUGAAAGCACAGUGAAACUUGCUUUAGAAACUGUUGAACGCGUAUAUCAUUCAAUAGUUUAA
Molecule: messenger RNA, 1014 nt
Organism: Funneliformis caledonium
Lineage: Eukaryota; Fungi; Glomeromycota; Glomeromycetes; Glomerales; Glomeraceae
Source: the annotation of a GenBank genome assembly